AUGCAAUGUGUGUGGCAGACCCAUACAGAACAAGGUAAAAUAAGUGUCAGUUGUGUCAUAAUUUUAGGACUUAAUCUAUUUGCCUUAAAUAUUUGGUACUCAUCAUCUUUUUUACAAACAGAUUGUUUUCCCUUUGAUUCACACAUCCUACAUAUGGAUCACAGGAGACUUAGUUACUGAUUUGGAAUUUUUCUUUACAGAACUCUUUUUAAAAGGUUGACCAAGGGAGAAAUUGGAAAGGAACCAAUAUACUUAAGGCUGAGUGAUGUCAUUGAUUAACUUGUUUGCAUUUCUGUACCAGUCUGAUGUCAUUUUAAUAUUUUACUUCAUUAACAUAAAAUUUACCCAGAAAUAACCCAGUGCUCAACAGUAGUCGACUUUAAAAAAGUUGAAAGAGCACUUGAAUUAUAUACAGCUCCAUGCAUGUGAUAUUAAAUUCCUUCUAGAAAUUUCAGCCUUUAGAACAAAAAGGAAAAACUCUGUGUUCCACAAGUGUUAUCAGCCUACAUAUUGCUGACAAAAUUUAAACUUUUUCACAAUACAUACUAGUAUUAUUGAGCAUAGCUACAACAUUUGCUAAUAUUCAUAUGAGCCUGUAAUCAAUGCCUUGCCUUCUAGGUCUUCAGCGCUACACGAAAAAAUUCCGGGAAAAGAUACCAGUUGUUAAAGUCGACAGCCUCCCCUUUGACAUAAACGGAGAAGCUGUUUAUCAAGUCCCUUACCAGAAGGACAAGGGGAUGAAGGCUGUUGCUGAUGGGCGUCCUUGGGAUAGGCACAUGCCAAGGACGGCAAGGAGGAGCGGGAAAGGGCUCAGUACGCGCUCAGCCCUGUAA
This is a messenger RNA of Pocillopora meandrina, 833 nucleotides long. Lineage: Eukaryota; Metazoa; Cnidaria; Anthozoa; Scleractinia; Pocilloporidae. The record is from the annotation of a GenBank genome assembly.